CAGAAGUACUUGCAAAUAUGGAGUUUGAUAACAGGGGAAAAGUCAGAGAAGAGAGAGAACGAGGAGAAGUUCGAUACAGAGGAGUGAGAAGGAGGCCGUGGGGGAAGUUUGCAGCGGAGAUUCGCGACUCCACGAGGCGUGGAGGUCCUCGGUUGUGGCUAGGGACUUUCAAGACAGCAGAAGAGGCUGCGCGAGCUUAUGAUAAAGCAGCAUAUACAAUGAGAGGUGCCUUGGCCAUUCUCAACUUCCCUGAUGAGUACCCUUCAUCAUCAUCAUCAUCAUCAUCAACUUCGUCUUCAUCUUCAUCAAUCAGGUUUGAGAACUCGAAGAGUGGGAGUGUGCACAAAAAGGAGGUUUUCGAGUUCGAAUACUUUGAUGACAAGUUGCUGGAAGAGCUUCUUGGUUAUGAUGAGGAUAUCCAUACCAAGAAACAGUACUGAAUUAAGUUGACACAGACACUAAGGAAAACUCCAAGAUAUAUGUACUGGUAUUACUUAUAUCCUCUCUCUUUUUCCACAUGAAUUUUGGAGUAUUUGGAUCGUCGUACUGUCUCCAUUUACUACAGUAAAUUUUAGGUCCGAAUUCAAUUUUUUUUUUUCGUGAGCGGAGAACAUUUGUGGAAGUGAUCUACAUUAUCUGCGAGUGAACAGGAAGUUUCUUUGAGUCUCUAAAAGAAAGACAGUCUUUAAGUUGUCAAAUCUAGCAGUGCCCUGCGUCGUCGGGUUUGACUUUGUAUUAGUACUAAUAGUGAGUUAACUAAAUUCAGUUGUCAUGUCACAUAAUUAAACUCUAAUUAUACUGUUUAUAUGUACACUUUAAAUGAAAGCGCAAACCCAUAUUAUUUGCUUAGCAGACAUACAAAUGAAAUGAACUGAAAUUUUGGAUGCAUAGAAUCCCGAUUAUCCCAAAUUGGAUGCAUAGAAUUUAAGUGAAUUCGUAGGUAUGAACAAGAAAUUUUGUGCAUGUAACUCAACAGCUGAGAUAAGA
Messenger RNA from Tripterygium wilfordii, 987 nucleotides. RefSeq names its product ethylene-responsive transcription factor ERF098-like. NCBI's taxonomy places the organism in Eukaryota, Viridiplantae, Streptophyta, Magnoliopsida, Celastrales, Celastraceae. The transcript has a single exon. The record is from RefSeq and is a predicted model, not a curated record. Bases 18 to 440 code for a protein of 140 amino acids. Gene Ontology annotation, molecular function: DNA binding; DNA-binding transcription factor activity. Gene Ontology annotation, biological process: ethylene-activated signaling pathway; regulation of DNA-templated transcription.